Manis pentadactyla (Chinese pangolin) is the source of this 1331-nucleotide messenger RNA. RefSeq names its product ubiquitin C-terminal hydrolase L5 (gene UCHL5). The record is from RefSeq and is a predicted model, not a curated record. The transcript has 11 exons. Gene Ontology annotation, cellular component: cytoplasm; Ino80 complex. NCBI's taxonomy places the organism in Eukaryota, Metazoa, Chordata, Mammalia, Pholidota, Manidae. Gene Ontology annotation, molecular function: cysteine-type deubiquitinase activity; proteasome binding. Bases 30 to 1115 code for a protein of 361 amino acids. Gene Ontology annotation, biological process: ubiquitin-dependent protein catabolic process; protein deubiquitination.
CCUCCGCCCCCGCCCGGAGAGGGUCCCGGAUGUUACCGCCCCCGCGCGCAGAGUUCCCGCCCUUUCCUCUCAGGCUCCCUCCCCUUCCGAGUCCGCUACGGGGUCUGCGCGGCCUAGGCCGAGUUUCGCUGUCUCCCCGGUGGCUAGAGCGUCGUCCCGCGCUCUGUCGCGCUGCCGGUGACGGCGCCCGGAGGCUGUCGGGAAGUUGCCGAGGAGCCCAAGUAGAAGAAAUUUGGAGUUUAGAGCCUGAGAAUUUUGAAAAAUUGAAGCCAGUUCAUGGAUUAAUUUUUCUUUUCAAGUGGCAGCCAGGAGAAGAACCAGCAGGCUCUGUGGUUCAGGACUCCAGACUUGACACGAUAUUUUUUGCCAAGCAGGUAAUUAAUAAUGCUUGUGCUACUCAAGCUAUAGUAAGUGUGUUAUUGAACUGUACCCAUCAAGAUGUCCAUUUGGGAGAGACAUUAUCAGAGUUUAAAGAAUUUUCACAAAGUUUUGAUGCAGCUAUGAAAGGUUUGGCACUGAGCAAUUCAGAUGUAAUUCGACAAGUGCACAACAGUUUCGCCAGACAGCAAAUGUUUGAAUUUGAUGCAAAGACAUCAGCAAAAGAAGAAGAUGCUUUUCACUUUGUCAGUUAUGUUCCUGUUAAUGGGAGACUGUAUGAAUUAGAUGGAUUAAGAGAAGGACCGAUUGAUUUAGGUGCAUGCAAUCAAGAUGACUGGAUCAGCGCAGUAAGGCCAGUCAUAGAAAAAAGGAUACAAAAAUACAGUGAAGGUGAAAUUCGAUUUAACUUAAUGGCCAUUGUGUCUGACAGAAAAAUGAUAUAUGAACAGAAAAUAGCAGAGUUACAAAGACAACUUGCUGAGGAGGAACCCAUGGAUACAGAUCAAGGUAAUAUGUUAAGUGCUAUUCAGUCUGAGGUUGCCAAAAAUCAGAUGCUUAUUGAAGAAGAAGUACAGAAACUAAAAAGAUAUAAGAUUGAAAAUAUCAGAAGGAAGCAUAAUUAUCUGCCUUUCAUUAUGGAAUUGUUAAAGACUCUAGCAGAACAUCAGCAAUUAAUACCACUAGUAGAAAAGGCAAAAGAAAAACAGAAUGCAAAGAAAGCACAGGAAACCAAAUGAAGAAGAUGCUUUGGGACGUGUACACAUUUCUGCUUCUACACUUAUAUUCAUGGAAACCAUUAAGUAUAAAGAACUUUGAGCAACAUCUCAAUUGACUCAGUGCACGUUUGGCAAUAGUACCAGUCCGUCUUGUCUUUAAUGCAUGAAUUCAUGAACUUUUUCCCUACUGCAUCAUGUGCAUGUAGUACAUAUUGAAUAAAAGCAAUAUUAAGAGUC